AUGGACGGAGCUUUGGCUUUAAUUCUCAUUUCUCUGGCAAUGUUUGUGGGAUGUUUCGUGCUCGGAAUAAUUCCUUUAUUAAUCAAUUUAUCAGAGCAGAAACUGCAGCUGAUUACUGUGCUGGGGGCGGGGCUUCUGUGUGGCACUGCUCUGUCAAUCAUCAUCCCAGAGGGGGUGGAGUUAGUGCAGGAGUCGUGGAAAGACUGGUAUUGCUCUACCAUAAGAGAGAGUCAGAAUAACUCUGAACUGAAUUCAACUCUUUUUCCGGCGACAGAGAAAAAUAUGCAUCCUCAUUUCUUAAUCGGUGUCUCUCUGGUCUUGGGUUUUACACUCAUGUUUGUGGUGGAUCAGAUCGCCAACUACUGCUCCAUACAUGAAUCCCGAGCGCGCAUGUCCAAUAGAAGCAGUGUUACCGCCACACUGGGUCUCCUUAUUCAUGCUGCAGCUGAUGGUGUCGCUCUGGGUGCAGCCGCAGCAUCAUCACAGGUGACUGUUCAGGUCAUCGUGUUCUUCGCUGUCAUUUUGCACAAGGCUCCAGCUGCGUUCGGUCUGGUCUCCUUCCUCAUGCACGCUGGUCUGGAGAAGACGACGAUUCAGAAGCAUUUACUGGCGUUUUCUGCUGCUGCGCCGCUGUUAGCCAUCAGCACUUAUUUCCUACUGAGUGUGACUAAUAGCUCUUCCCAAAACCGCCUCAGUGCGACAGGAAUUGGCAUGUUGUUCUCAGCCGGGACUUUCUUGUAUGUGGCUACAGUUCACGUUCUACCUGAAAUCAACAGCAGAGGGCAGCAGAGCUCCAAUCACCUUCACCAUCAUGCAGGAACUGGGGGCCACCAGCAGGGGGGUCUGGGAGUCAUAGAGAGCCUCACUCUCAUACUGGGAGCGGGACUUCCUGUGCUGUUGGCCCUCGGACUGCCAGAUGAAUAAGCCAUAAGAACAAGCCAUUUUUCUUUAAAACAAACUUGACUGGUCAUUUGGAGAAAUUUUUUUGUAUUUUAUUUUUAGUUAAAAUGCUCUCUCUCUAUGCAUAUAUAUAUAUAUAUAUGUAUAUAUAUAAUAUAUAUAUUUUUUUUUUUUUUUUUUCUUUUUUUUACAAUUUGUUAAAAAAUAUAUAUAUAUAUUGUUUGGUAAGUUUUUGUGGUUUUGCUUGAACCAAAAAUGCCCAUUUAUUUGUAGUAGGCAAGUAUUAAGAAAUCUUUAUUUUGAGACAAUGCACUGAAGACAGGAACAAUUAUACUUUGCUGUACAUUAUAUCUUGAAUAUAUGUAGAUUAAA
Messenger RNA from Myxocyprinus asiaticus (Chinese sucker), 1272 nucleotides. Its product is annotated as zinc transporter ZIP9-like. Gene Ontology annotation, cellular component: membrane. NCBI's taxonomy places the organism in Eukaryota, Metazoa, Chordata, Actinopteri, Cypriniformes, Catostomidae. Bases 1 to 924 code for a protein of 307 amino acids. Gene Ontology annotation, biological process: zinc ion transport; transmembrane transport. The record is from RefSeq and is a predicted model, not a curated record. The transcript has 7 exons. Gene Ontology annotation, molecular function: metal ion transmembrane transporter activity.